Messenger RNA from Eremomyces bilateralis CBS 781.70, 4754 nucleotides. Its product is annotated as P-loop containing nucleoside triphosphate hydrolase protein. Gene Ontology annotation, biological process: transmembrane transport. The coding region runs from base 444 to 4487 and encodes 1347 amino acids. Gene Ontology annotation, molecular function: ABC-type transporter activity; ATP binding; ATP hydrolysis activity. The record is from RefSeq and is a predicted model, not a curated record. Lineage: Eukaryota; Fungi; Ascomycota; Dothideomycetes; Eremomycetales; Eremomycetaceae. Gene Ontology annotation, cellular component: membrane. The transcript has 3 exons.
CACUCACGGACUCACCACUCACCACUCACCAGAACAGUUUCCGCAUUUACCCUGUUGACACCAUGAUGCAUAUUUCAUUUCAGGCAGAACUUUUCCUUUUUCUUGAUCAUUGACACAGGAAAUAUUUCCACGUUCAAUCCAGGACUCGGUCAACUUUCACUCUUUAUUGCGAUUGUCGCUGCUGGUGAGGUCUUGAACAUUGCGGGGCUCACCAUCAAAGGGCUUCUUCCUAGCAUUACACCAUAAAGAUCAGUUGGUCCUGAUAUCUCCAUUCACCGUUUUGCCAUGACAGGAGAUUGAUGUCGAUGAACCAUAUUUACACAGGCCUCCUAUUCUCUUUACGUGAAUUCGUUUUCCUUUCUUAGGGCACUCCUCCAUUCGAUUGGACGAGGGCUCGUCCUUGAUACAUACCAUUUGUUCCAACUUCUUGAACCAACGUGACCAUGUCGGCGAUCGGCGACGAGAAGAAGAUACCACCAACAUCGGAGGUGGACGACCAGACCACAGCUCCUAACUCUACUGCCGAUGUUGAAAAGGUUCUAGCAUCACAAGCACCCGCCCCAGUUGUCCAGGAUGGGGAGGCUCUAGCACUCUCGAAGCUGGAUUCUAAAGUGGAGGUCCCUAAAGAUGAGAACGAUCCCUUCAAACAUCUCCCGGACCACGAACGUGCGAUCUUGAAGAGGCAACUGGACACGCCGGACGUCCAGGUCGGAUAUACGGCGUUGUACCGCUACGCGACUCGCAAUGACUUGAUCAUCCUUGUAGUCAGCGCCAUCAUGGCGAUUGGUGCAGGUGCUGCCUUGCCAUUGAUGACAAUCAUAUUCGGACAACUCGCUGGGCAAUUUCAAGACUUCUUCAACGGGAACGCAAGCCUGAGUGCGUUCAAAGGCCAGCUCGGGGGCAUGAUUCUUUACUUCGUCUAUCUCGCCAUAGGUGAAUUCGUGGCGACCUACAUCGCGACAGCUGGUUUCAUCUACGUGGGCGAGCAUAUCGCACAGAAGGUGCGCGAACACUACCUGGCGGCCAUGCUGCGCCAGAACAUCGCCUUCUUCGAUAUGCUCGGCGCUGGAGAGAUCACCACCCGUAUAACCGCGGACACGAACUUGGUUCAGGAUGGAAUCUCCGAGAAAGUCGGCUUGACUUUGACUGCAAUUGCGACCUUCCUGACCGCGUUCGUCAUUGGCUUCGUCAAAUACUGGAAGCUUACCUUGAUCAUGAGCUCCGUGGUGUUUGCGAUUGUCGCUGUUAUGGGGGCAGGAUCGACGUUCAUUGUUAAAUGGAGCACGAAAGCGCAAGAAUCCUACGCGAAAGGGGGCUCCGUUGCGGAGGAAGUCCUCAGCUCCAUCCGAAACGCGACGGCAUUCAAUACCCAGGAUAAACUCGCGAAGCAGUACGAUAUACAUCUACAGGAGGCAGAGAAAUGGGGGAAGAAGAUGCAGAGUGUUCUGGGAAUCAUGGUCGCGGGCAUGAUGACGCUCGUCUACCUCAGCUAUGGUUUGGCGUUCUGGGAAGGCUCCCGUUUGCUUGUCGCUGGAGAGACGAACCUCGCGGAUCUCCUGACCAUCCUCUUCGCGGUCAUCAUUGGCGCUUUCGCGAUCGGGAACGUCGCUCCGAAUGCGAAGGCAUUUACCACCGGGGUGGCGGCUGCCCAGAAAAUCUACAGUGCCAUUGACCGAGUUUCUCCGAUUGACCCCACGAGGGACGAGGGCAAGAAACUUGAUACCUUCGAAGGAACCGUGGAGCUGCGGAACAUCAAGCAUAUCUACCCUUCCAGGCCCGAAGUGGUGGUGAUGGACGGCAUCAACUUGAUGGUUCCGGCCGGAAAGACGACUGCACUCGUCGGCGCAUCAGGAUCUGGGAAGAGUACAGUCGUCGGACUCGUAGAGCGCUUCUAUGACCCGGUUGGAGGCGAAGUGCUUCUCGAUGGGCACAACGUCCAAGAUCUGAGUCUGAAAUGGCUUCGACAACACGUUUCUCUGGUCCAGCAAGAACCCAUUCUCUUCGCUACAACGAUCCAAGGAAACAUCCGGCAUGGUCUGCUCGGCACUCCGCAUGAGCAUCUCAGCGAGGAAGAAACCACGAAGCUGGUUGAGGCGGCGGCGAGACAGGCGAAUGCGCACGACUUCAUCACAAACUUGCCUGAAGGCUAUCAGACGCAUGUCGGAGAGCGAGGGUUCCUCCUCUCGGGUGGUCAGAAGCAACGUAUUGCAAUUGCUCGGGCCAUGGUUAGCGACCCAAAGAUCUUGCUUCUCGAUGAAGCAACCUCGGCUCUCGACACCAAAAGCGAAGGUGUUGUACAAGCGGCAUUGGAUACGGCGGCGAAGGGCCGAACAACGAUCGUUAUCGCGCAUCGUUUGUCUACCAUCAAGACAGCAGACAAUAUUGUGGUCAUGCAAGAAGGCAGGAUCGUUGAACAAGGAACACAUGACGAUCUUUUGGAGACAAAGGGAGCAUACUAUAACCUCGUCGAGGCCCAGAGGCUCGCAGCUGAUACCGAUGCCGCCGCCGCAACCGAAUCCGAGGACGCGUCGAUCCUCGACCAAUACAAUGGCGAGAAGCUCGGCAUGAGGACCAGCGGAUCCGACGAGAACGGCCAGGGGUUCGAAGCCGAUCCGGAUGACGACGAUCCAGCGCGGUUGAGACGCAUCGAUACCGGCAAGAGCAAAGCGAGUGUCGAGUUGGCGAAGAAGAAACCGGAGGAAGAGCAGCGCUACGGCUUGUGGGUUCUCAUCAAGACUACGGCUUCGUUCAACGCCCCCGAAUGGCAUGUGAUGGUGGCCGGUGUGAUUUUCUCCAUUAUUAGCGGAUGCGGGAAUCCCACCCAAGCCGUCUUCUUCGCGAAGAACAUCGCCGCGCUGUCUCUACCUCCUCCACAGUAUGGCGAGCUGCGCAGCGAAGUGAACUUCUGGUCCCUAAUGUAUCUGAUGCUUGCCUUCGUUCAGCUGAUCGGCUUCGUCGGCUCCGGUCUCACGUUCGCAUACUGCUCCGAAAAACUGACGCACCGCGCCCGCGACCGGGCGUUCCGGAACAUGCUCCGCCAGGACAUCGCCUUCUUCGACAAGGAUGAGAACACCGCGGGCGCGCUGACGAGCUUCCUCAGUACCGAAACCACGCACCUCGCAGGCCUUUCGGGCUCAACGCUAGGGACAAUCCUCCUCGUUAGCACCACGCUAAUCGCCGCAACCACCCUCGCCAUCGCCCUCGCCUGGAAGCUCGGUCUCGUCUGCACUGCCACGAUCCCCGUCCUCCUCUUCUGCGGCUUCCUCCGCUUCUGGAUGCUCGCGCGGUUCCAAGCACGCGCCAAGAAGGCAUACGAGGCGUCCGCCGGGUACGCAUGCGAGGCGACCUCCGCAAUCCGAACCGUCGCGUCCCUGACCCGGGAGGCGGACGUCUGGGAGAACUACCACCAACAGCUCGUGGACCAGGGGCAGAAGAGCCUGAAUAGCGUGCUGAAGAGCAGCUCGCUCUACGCGGCGUCGCAGAGCCUGAGCUUCCUGUGCUUCGCGCUGGGAUUCUGGUACGGCGGGCAGCUGAUCGCGACGGGAGAGUAUUCCAUGUUCCAAUUCUUCGUGGCGUUCACCGCGGUCAUCUUCGGCGCGCAGUCGGCCGGGACUAUCUUCUCGUUCGCGCCGGAUAUGGGCAAGGCGAAGCAGGCGGCGACGGAGAUGAAGCGACUCUUCGACCGAACGCCGGCAAUCGACUCGUGGUCCACCGAUGGGGAGCAGUUGAAGAAUAUCGACGGCUCCAUCGAGUUCCGAGAUGUCCAUUUCCGAUAUCCCACGCGACCCGAAACCCCCGUCCUUCGCGGGUUGAACCUGACCGUCCAGCCCGGCCAAUACGUCGCCUUAGUAGGCGCGUCCGGGUGCGGCAAGUCGACGACCAUUGCGCUGCUCGAGCGAUUCUACGACCCGUUGGUCGGCGGGAUUUACGUGGACGGCAAGGAGAUCUCGAGCAUGAAUAUCAACAACUACCGGAAUUUCCUCGCGCUCGUCAGCCAGGAGCCGACGCUGUACCAAGGCACGAUCCGGGAGAACAUCCUCCUGGGCGCCGACAACCCCGAUGUCACCGAGGACGAAAUCGUCAAGGCAUGCCAAGACGCGAACAUCUACGAAUUCGUCAUGAGUUUACCUGACGGCUUCAACACGGUCUGCGGCAGCAAAGGCACCUUGCUCUCCGGCGGCCAGAAACAGCGCAUCGCCAUCGCUCGCGCGCUGAUCCGCAACCCCCGCAUCCUCCUCCUCGACGAAGCCACCAGUGCGCUGGACUCCGAGUCGGAGAAAGUCGUGCAGGCGGCAUUGGACGCGGCGGCGAAGGGGCGGACGACAAUCGCAGUGGCGCAUCGGCUGAGCACAAUCCAGAAGGCGGAUGUGAUCUAUGUGAUCGACCAGGGGAGGGUGGUGGAGCAGGGGACGCAUUCGGAGCUGUUGGCGAAGAAGGGGAGGUAUGCGGAGUUGGUGACGUUGCAGGGGUUGGGGAAGACGCAUUAGACGGGAGAUGAGGAGCGAGCGAUUGUUUGGGUUUGUAUAUGGGACUAUGUUGAAUAUGGUACCUGUCAAGCGAUUAGGCGUUCGGGUCAGAUGGAAUCUGUCAUAUGUUACAGUAGAGUAAUAGAACUUUGUCUGGAAUACGGACGAGGAUGGAUGGGAAAUCUCCAUUCGAUUUCGAAGGAUUUCGUAGGAUUUUGUUAGUAUACCUACCACUCAGCCAACAGUUAGAUCGUAGUUCAAUAGCAAUCACAGCUAUUCUUCCAAAAU